Messenger RNA from Drosophila miranda, 5168 nucleotides. RefSeq names its product protein lingerer (gene lig). The record is from RefSeq and is a predicted model, not a curated record. NCBI's taxonomy places the organism in Eukaryota, Metazoa, Arthropoda, Insecta, Diptera, Drosophilidae. The transcript has 15 exons. Gene Ontology annotation, molecular function: protein binding. Bases 101 to 4132 code for a protein of 1343 amino acids. Gene Ontology annotation, cellular component: cytoplasm; nucleus.
CGAAGCGGGGAGGCCAAGAAUUUUAUAAAUCAAUUCUUGUCUAUGCCCCGAGCUGGCAAUUGGCAUAUUCAACUAAUUUGUAUAUACAGUGUACAUAGAGAUGAGCACACAAACUCGUUCAGGCGGCGGUGGCGGAGGAGGCGGCAGCAGUCGCAGCCAGAAAAAGUCAAAUUCCGCCAAUGUUGGCGGGGGCACGGCCCACGAUGCAGCCCCACAUGCAGCAGCGAACAGGAAAGGCGACGCUAAUAAGACAGAUAAACCAGAGAAGGCCCAGCCCAAGGCCACCACGGAACAGUUGCGCAUCGCCCAGAUUACCAACAGCACCACAGAGGAUCCACAGAUCAACGAAAAGGUUACCCUCUUACUGACCAUGACUCAACGUUCCGAGGAGGAGGUGUGUUGCGCCCUCAACGAGUGCGACUACGACUUGGAAGCAGCAGCCAACUUCUUGAUCGAGGAGCUCCCUCAGGGCGCCUUUGCGAAGUACGAGAAGAAGCGGAAGAGGCCUGCAAGCACUGCUGCCGAUGGUGCCGCUGGCGAUGGUGAGUGGGCCGAUGGCAAUGCAAAUGCGGACAAGCGCGAAAAUACCCGGAACCGCAGCUCGAACCGCGGCGGCGGACGCGGCGGCACUGACAGCCGUGGAUGGCGCGGCAGAGAGACCCGCGAGAACGAGCGCAACACUCGGGAAUCUCGCGGCGGCGGUGGGGAACGCGGCGGCGAACGUGGUGAUGACCGGGCAAACGACAACUAUCGCGGCCAGCGCAACGGCGGACGAAGUGCGCCCGGAGGCGGUGGUGGACGCGGAGGCGGCUUCGUUUCACGCUCUGGACGCGGAGGAGGUCGCAUGGGAGGUCGUAGCAGUGGCCCACGCGGAGAUCGCACCAGUGGCAGCGGUGGCUUUGGAGCAGGACGCAGUAGUAAUGCCAACGAGGACCACCACGAGGUGGAGCUCUGGGACAACACCAUUGCGCAGAAUGCCGAGAAACAGCAGCCUGGCCACGACGAUUCCUGGGGCGACUGGAACAACGAGGAGUACGAGGGCUCCCUCAAGGACAGCAAAGUGUUCACCACCAGCAAUCUGUCCACACAGACGGCCGCCACCGUGGUCAGCGGAGGAGGUGCCGGUGCAGCAUCAAGUACUGGAUCUGGGGGCGAGCUUUCGGCCCCGCCAGGACUGGAGCAUCAUCUGGGCAGCAGUGUCCUGGCCCAAGGAUCUCAUCUGGGUGCUCUGGUAUCGUCGGUCGCAGCUGGAACAAGUGGCGAGGACAACAGUGGUAGCAGUGGGCCGCCGGCAACACCGCCGUCAGUGCUGUUGGGCUCGGCCACCACGCCGCUCCUCCAGUACAGCGCCGCGGUCAGCAAUCCACCGCCCCAGAUGCAGUCGCAGGGCACGCAGCACAGCAGCGGCGGAGGCACUGCCGCUGGUGGUGGGGGCAGCGCUUCAUCAUCCUUCGUAUCCGCCGCAUCAGACACAUUCACAAGCGCCGCCUCGGCAGCAGCCACGUUAGUGCAGCAGGCCCAGCAGCAGCAACAGCUUCAGCAGACGACUCCCAUAAAGCCGUCGGCUACCCUUUCGGUGGAGCAAUCUCAGUAUUUCAACUCCCUGGCCAGCCAGGGCGUCAGUCCCGGAUCCACUGCCGUGCAGCCAACGCCAGCUGGAUAUGCCCCAAGCUCUGCCACCGCCUACUCCCAGACGAGUACGAGCGUGGGUGGCGGUGGGGGCGUGGGUGGUAGCCCGUACCCCAGCACGUAUGCGAAUGUGUUUGGCUCGACAGCUGGUGAUCAGUCGCAGCAGCAGACGCAAGUGAGGAGGGCACGCGUCAAGCUGCCGCCUCCCUCGAAGAUCCCGGCGACCGCGGUAGAGAUGCCCGGCGACAAUGCCCUGAACAACAUUGGCUACCUGGAUGUGCAAUUCGGUGCUCUGGACUUUGGCACGGACGACAGCUUCGACUCCAUGCCAGAGAAGUUCAACGCGAGCGUCGAGCAGAAGCAGCAGCAGGACGACUAUCAGAACAAGUCUCAGCAGCAGCAGCAGCAGCAGUCGACUCUGACAGCGGGCCUGCAAAGUUCUCAAAUUGGUGAUGCCUUAAGUGCUGCCGGCUAUGCGGCCCGUUCAACGGCGCAGCAACAGCAGCAGAGUGCUAACUCGACUGUCGCCAGCAAUGCCCUGGAUCAACUGACCAAGAACGAUCCGUACGGGCAGGCAAGCAGUGCGGGCAGUGCCUAUCAGAAUGCGUACCAGAGCAGUGCGGCCAGUAAGGCGAACAGUGCCUACCAGACGUCGGCGCAGGGGGGCUACGGCAGCUCCAGCUAUGCGAAUGUCCAGUCGUCGGUGGCGAACAGCUACCAGCAGCAGGGGUAUGGCUCGUACCAGCCAAGUGUCAACUCCUACCAGCAGCAGCAGACUGUCGCCGGGACGCAGCCUUCCGUGGGUAGUGGUGUGCCCGGAAGUGGGUCAGCGUCAACGCAAAACAUUCCGGUCGGCGGAAGUGCCAGCCAGAACAGCUCCAGCGGUAAUGCCAGCUCCGCGUAUCUCACAUCGGGAUACUCGACGCCACAAAGCGCUUACCAGUCCAGCCAGAGUGUCUAUGGCAACAGUAGCGGGUUUGCUGGCAGCGCGAGCAACGCGUCUUCGCAGUACGCCAGCUUUGGUACCAGCGCCAAACUCAAGGAUGCCUCUACAGCCAGCGGCGCCGCGCACUACGACAGUGUGUCGACGAGCAGCGGCGUGAGUAGCAGCAGCGGCAGCACGGGCAACGGAGCGGCAGGAGCCGUGAGUGGGCAGCCAGGGGUUAACCAGGCGUCUGUGUCGAACAAUAACAAUGUGAGCGGCAGCAGCUCCAACAGCAACGUGACGGCGGGCGUGACCAGCGGCAAUGUGGCUGGAGGAGGCGUUAGCCAGAGCGGCGUAAGUAGCGGCGGCGUGGGCGUGGCCGGUGGCAGCGGUAGUGCGUCCAGCGUCGGUGUGAAUGUGAACAACAACAAUGCCGGCUCGGUGGGAGGAGCGGCGGUCGCUGCCCAAACAGCUGCCGGCACCGCAGCAGUGCUGGCCUCGCUGACCAACAAGAAUAGCAGCAGCAGUAACAGCAGCGGCAGCGGCGUUGGCGUUGGCGGUGGCGCCACAACAGCUGGUGGCGUCGGAGGCGCAAGCACCGGCAGUGGCGGCGGCGCUGGUUCUGGUGCUGGUAGUGGUGGUGGCGGUGGCAGCGGCAGCGGCUUGGUGCCCACCAACAUCCAAAUGGUUAGUCAAUAUAUUCAGACUGGAUUGCCAUACUAUCAGCAACCAGUUUAUUCCUACGAGGAAUUACAAAUGAUGCAACAGAGAGUGCCACAUGUGCAGGGAUAUUACGAUCUGAACUACACGCCAACCAGCCUGGGAGCGGGACGCGACAAUCUCGGAUCUGUGGCGUACUCAACCAUGACUGACGGACGCUUUGCCCGCACCGACAAUAACUCCAGUCCAGUAAGCAACGUGUCUAGCACAAUGUCUCAACAGGCGGGCUCAAGUGCACCCAUGCUGAAUGUUCCUUAUGCCUAUUUCUAUGGUGGCAAUGUGAUGCCUGGUGGUUUCCAGUACGGCACACCUGCCAUUUAUCCACAACAAAUACCGACGGCAAACACGGCAUCCGGUGGACAGUUCCCGAAGCCAUCGUACAGCGCGGGCUACGGCUCAACCAACUACGACACCCUCUCACAGACCACACAGGAUUACAGCAAGGGCGGCUACUCGACGAGCGUGAAUCAACAAACGAAAACCCAGACGGUUUCCAACCAGCCGCAGGCGGGCACUGCCUCUGACCUGACCUCAUCGAUGUACGGCAAGGGCCACGUGGCGCUGAACAAGUCGUAUGAUAAGCAGAGUUUCCACUCGGGCACACCGCCACCGUUCAACAUGGCCAACACGCAGACAGCGGGCGGUACCUCGGCCCAGCCGUACGGCAUGUACUUGCCGAUGCCAGCAGCCGGACACCACAAUAUGAUACAUCAGCCCAUACACCAGAUGGACGGCAGGAUUCAUAGCUCAUCCCGCCGGGACUCGAACAGCGCCGGGCAGCGCCAGCAGUCGAGCAGUCAGUCUAAGUCGGCCGGCAAGCAGGGCUACUCGCCCUCGUACUGGACCGGACAGAACUAGCUUCCGGAGAACACAAUCUGGCAGAUCGCUCUGCAGCCUGCCGCCUGCCUAGCGAGCGAAUUUUAUAGCCUCCGCACCACGCCCAUACACAUUUACAAGAACAAUCACAGCUACAACUACAGUAUCAGCAAUUCGGAAGCGUUGUCCGUAACCAAUACAAUGACAGCAGAAAUAGUGACCACUACAGAAGCCACCGCCGCAACUGGAGUCGCCACAGACGACGCCAACACAACCACGACCCAGCAUCAGCCACCACGCCCAGUCAUUUAUUAAUGCUGUUCGAGGAGCAGUCACAAUCUUAGCAGACAGAAGCCCAAUCCACACCCCAAACACACACACACACAACCACAAACACACGCUGUUGAAGAGGCGAGCGAGGAGUCGUCGUCUUCAUCGGACGAUGACUAUCUAAUAUACGAAGAUAAGCGAUCAUACUUUACUUAAUAAGAAACGUUUUUACUACGAGCGCACCGAAAAAGGCCACGCCUCCUCCUUCAGCAUGCCCAUGCCCCCAACCAACGCCCAUACCAUACCCUAAACAGGAGCACAGAGAGAGGAUGUGUGGCACAGGUGCAUCUAGGAUGCUACUCUCACGGACGUGUACACGCAUGAAUGCCACAUACAUACAUACAAACAAACAAACAAGAAACAUACAGCAACAUCCGCAUAAAUAUACCAAGUACCAUUUUCACAUUGCAUACAAAUAAAUCUACAAAGAUAAAGAGUAACAAUUAUUAAUUAUUAAAGGCGUAAAGCGAUGUAACAGAUUAGGUGCGUAAGAGGAAACAGAACAGAACAGAGCAGAAACCGAACAGAAAGCAGAACAGCAGAAGAGUAAAUUAAAAACUACGAGUAUAUAUAUUAAAGAGAACUAAAACAAAACAACAAACAUUACGUGGAUGAUAAAGAUAAAGCGAAAGAAAACAAAACAAACAACAAUUAUUGUAAUCGGUUUAAACUUAUAUGUAUAAUUAUAACCUUAAUAUUUAAACUAAAUACAAAAAAGAAGAUACGAUUAAAUCCAAACAAAUGCAAA